This is a messenger RNA of Patiria miniata (bat star), 4656 nucleotides long. RefSeq lists its product as uncharacterized. The transcript is spliced from 8 exons. The coding region runs from base 1 to 3615 and encodes 1204 amino acids. Gene Ontology annotation, molecular function: G protein-coupled receptor activity. The record is from RefSeq and is a predicted model, not a curated record. Gene Ontology annotation, cellular component: membrane. NCBI's taxonomy places the organism in Eukaryota, Metazoa, Echinodermata, Asteroidea, Valvatida, Asterinidae. Gene Ontology annotation, biological process: cell surface receptor signaling pathway; G protein-coupled receptor signaling pathway.
AUGCUGGGCGUUAAACGGACGGACAGGAUCCUGAAAAGCGUCAUCCUCAACAUAGUCAAAGCCAAACCACUCAUCAACGAGGUGCACCGUAAGCAGUCUGGUCCAGUGAUUACUCAGCCUGCAGCUAUAGAUCUUCGCAUUGUGGAUGGCCGUUACCCUAACGAAGGUCGGGUGGAAGUCCGUUUACCUGGCCACGAAACAUGGGGUUCAUACUGCUCCGUCGGUGCCAUUCUGAACUCCAGCUUCCUGCACGCUCCGGGCCGCGUGCUGUGUCGCCAACUGGGUUAUCCCGCCCUGUACGCGAUCAGCAACACGGCACAGUUUGGCACGGCCACUGGUCCGAUAUGGCUGCAGGGAAUCGACUGUGGUUCCGUUGUCCAACCCCUGGAGGAAUGCACUCUCGAGCAGUGGACUCCGAGAUACGACGGGUGCGAUCAUAGACACGACGUUGGGAUCAAGUGUUUCACGGGUGAUAUUCGCUUGGUUGGUGGGAGGGCAGAGAACGACGGCAUAGUAAUGCUUCAUCUUGGAGGCAACGAAUUAGUUCCCCUCGUAUACGAUGGAGUCGCCAUGCCAUUCAAGGAUCUUGACUUUGUCUCCGACUUCAUCUGUAGACACCUGGGCUUUCCAUAUGCAGUAGGACGUACAAAGAAGGAGGUGCACGAUGCAAGUCAGCCGAUCAUAUGCGAGUAUCACUUCUCCACCCUGGAAAGAUCAUACCAGUGUAAAGAGUUCUUCGAAUGCAUUGAUGAGAGGAUGAGGAUGUGUUCAGGUGAAGAGAAACGGUCAAAAUCCCUGCUUGGAGUAGUCUGUGCAAGAGAGCAUGAAGUGCUGCCGCCAACUGCAACUCCGGAGUUUCGGUUAACGCCACCUGACUCUCGUUGGAAUGGAUCACGGCACGUUGGGUUUCUGGAGGGCCGCUACAAUAGCUCAGACUGGAAGACAGUUUGCUUUCAUUUCCUUCCACUCUGUACAUUUUCUGGUAUCAACACUGAGUUUAACCAAGUCUGCCGGGACCGUGGCUACGCCAGGGCUGCGAAUCGGCUAUAUAUACCGUACUUGGAGUCUGGAUACAACAGCACCGGAGAUGAUCUCAUCCUAAGACGUGCAAUUUUCAAGAAGCGAUGGAUGUACGGGCAAAACUCUUGCCGCGACCAUAAUUAUUCCCUAGUUUUCAUUGAAUGCGAUCAAGGUGUGACUAUCUAUGGUUUGACGGUGUACCCUUGUCCAAAACAAUCAUGCCUUGGACGAUGCGGGAGCCCUGCAACUGAGACACAGUGUGGUUGUGAUGUGUUGUGUACGCUGUGCAACGAUUGCUGUCAUGAUUACUCCACGCGGUGUCACUUGCAGCAACAAAAUGUCACGGAUGAAUUCUUGCUGGUCGCAUCGUUACACGACUUCUUGUCAUGUGUCAUUGUCGAUGACGAACGCGCGGUGCUCGUGCAGGGAUGUCCUACAGAUUGGCCGGAUGAUGAGGUUGAGUUACGUCAAAAUAAUUCCAUGUCAGAGCAGGUGAAAUACGGAGGAUUCUUUCAUGAUGUAUAUUGCGUGAUAUGUUAUUACAACGAGUCCCGCGUCAUCACCACGAAGCUUUCUUGGCAUGAAAACACAAUCCACGAAACGGACAAUGAUUUUAGCUCUUACAGUAGUAGUUCAUCCGAAUACGAAGCAGAAAAUGCAGAAAGCUAUGAUCUUGGAAUUGACAACUGCAGUGUGCACAAUGUAAGUUUGGAGAUCCAGACUGGAUGCCGCGCAUACUCGGCGAUGGUAGUCGCAUCGAAUGGGCGAGUAUACAAGAAUCCGCAUUGCGCAUUUUGUAAUGGGGUGAACUUUUCCGGGUGGGACUCUGAUUGUUCGCCCUUCUCUGCGAGGUGUACUUUAUUGAAACCUGUGGGUUUGCUUCUUGGCAGACAAGAUUUUGUUUGGGUUCAUGAAAACUCUACAUAUUUUGUUUUACUGAGUGAUGUACAUUGCUUCAACAAGCAGUACGUGAUACGCGUCAAAUCAUCUGUCAACUUGCAUGCUGCUGAGGUGAUGGCCAUGAAUCAGUCCCAGACAUCGGGAAUGAUGCAGUGUUACCUUAUCGUCCUUAGCCAGCAGAAUGUCCAAUCAACAUGGCCGUUUUAUGUAGCAUUCAUUGAGGGUAAGAGGGUUUCCUUGUGGGAAGAUGACACCUCUGAAGUGACCACGUGGGAUUUCGGUAACGUUACUGAUUUUGAGGCCUUGCUUGAUGAUAGCGUGUUACCAUAUCACGAUGAAGGCAGUUCUAACAAGUGGGUUGUAAGGUGCGGAGUCGCCCAGGUGGAAUUCGAUGAAAUUUGCGGCUUGGUCGACGAUCACAUUGAGCCCUGCGAGGUUUCUUUGUAUAUUACCGAUGAGGAGAUGUUAAAAGCCUUUAAUUUCAGUGGCAUCCAGGUUGUUUAUGUGGGUGGAGGGCUUCUUGUUGAGGCAAAGUGGGUGUCCUACACUCGGUCCUAUCAAUACCACCCAAAGGUCCAGAAUACCUCGGCUAAAAGCACCACUGUAAAAGUGUGUGGUAAACCUUUCUUGAAUGAGGAGUGCCGGACGCCUGUUAUUCAGAAGACGAAGCUGAUGAGCUCAGGUGGUCAAUCAGUGGUACAAUACCAGAGGAAAUUAUUCUUAGAAGACCGUGUCGUGUACUUACCAGACGAUCGGAUCCUUAUCUGUUCCAGCAUCUUCACAACCGUAGACCCACUGAGCGUGGUGAGUUACGUGUCUUACAGCGUAUCGACGGUUGCCCUUGUUGCAACUUUUACUACUUACUGUGUAUUCCCAGCCCUGCGGAAUGUGCCGGGUCGAGCCAUUAUGGGGCUGACUGCUGCUUUGUCUACGGCUCAGCUGCUGGCGCUUAUACUUGUGGUUACGAGAAUCACCGACCCAGCGGUAUUCUGUGUGAUCGUAGCUGCACUGUUGCACCACCUUUGGCUGUCCACUUUCGCCUGGAUGAACGUUCUCUCCUUCGACCUUCUGAAAACCUUCUCAGCUAAGCAGACCGUCCGCCGAAACAAGCGCAUCUUCUUAGUCUACAGUGCUUACGGAUGGGGCAUCCCUCUCCUUAUUGUCGCCACAUGCCUUGCGAUUCACUUCAUCUGGGGCCAGCAACUCGAUUUUCAAUACGGGGCGGGGCCGGGGGAAGAUACCUGCUGGCUUUCGGGACAGUACGCCAUUGUAGGCGCCUUUGUUGCUCCCAUUGCAUGCAGCCUGGUCGCUAAUGUCGUCAUGUUUGGUUGGACGGUGCGUAACGUGCAUGCAUCAGUUGUUGCCGGAGCUAUGGUUCGUGCUGACAAAUCCAAAACCAAGGAGCUGGUCAGAGAACUACAGAUCUAUUUCAAAAUUUCUGCUGUCAUGGGGUUCACGUGGGUAUUCGGUUGCCUUGCCAACCGCAUCAACCACGUGGUCCUCUGGUACCUCUUCGUCAUCCUAAACUCUCUGCAGGGGGUCUUCAUCUUUCUCUCCUUCGGCUGGAACCGCCGCAUCCGGGCUCUCUGGAGGGAGAAGCUGGCCGCUAAGCAACCACGCGGGGCCUCCGACGCCAAUAAGAGCAAAACUCAGACCACGCCUGUGGUGUCCAAGCAAAGUAGUUCAAAUAUAUAAAUGCUACAUUUGAUUGAUUAAAGUUUAGAAGUUGACUUCGCCGCUAACAUGCGAUACACAACUAGUGGGUCAUAAGCCACGUACACGCGGUCAUUAGCGUGCUGGCAUGCACUUAUACCGUCUUCAAUGACGCAUCUAUAUUUCACACACAAAACUAUUCAUUUUGUGCAAACGCUCUUUUAAAAUUUCGCUUUUAAUCCUUGAAAGUAUAAUUGGGCAAACUGGGGCUGGAUUGGGGCCCAAUUUUGCGCAACUGGUUCCCAUUUGGGAAAUGCACCCGGGUAUUCGAUUGGGGCCCAACUGGGCAAUCUUGGCAAAAUUGGGAUUUAGUUGGGCAUACACACUGAAUCAGUUUAUUGCAUACACAUUUUUAUUUUAAACUAUUUUACUUUAUAAAAUACUCAAUUUAACACAUACACUUUCUCAAUUUCAACUAUACACGUUGGCAAGAAACGUUAAGUUGAGAUUUCUACCAUACUGCACGGAACAAUCACUUACAACAAAUCCCGCAGCUGAUGGAAGUGUGCAGUAACCAUGAUUACCACGUGCAUUAAAUUUGGCAAACACAUGUAGCUCUGAAUUCAUAGCUGUAAUGAAUACGUCAUCGUCGUCGCCGUGGAGAUAUCAGAAAAAAAUCAUGAAUACUAGAAAAGACCCACAAACGAAUGAACAGUGCUUCCAUUAAGCAGUUUCACGAGAUGUAUGUGCCAUCUUGUUCGCGGGGGCAAAACAAACACUCUUUGCUAGAUGAUGAGGGCGCAUUUUUGAAUGAUGACUUGUACAUAAUGCCUAGGUCCAUAAAACAAAAUGUAAACCCGGAAACAUUCCUCCAUUGACACUUGCCUGUUCAUUGUUCAAACAGUACAGCAAUCGGGCUUAUCCAUGAUCUUCAAGAGUCUCCUCAAGUUCCCCGGCACCUGCAAAUUCUCCUGAGUUUUCUCUCGCUGUGGUCCCUCGAUCCAGUGAAUCCGCCUGUGUUGAUAGAUUUGUUGAGGGCAUUUGCAUGUUCGUUGGUCUUUCAAUCCAUUCUGCAUAAAAAAA